Messenger RNA from Aspergillus costaricaensis CBS 115574, 448 nucleotides. RefSeq lists its product as uncharacterized. The coding region runs from base 73 to 336 and encodes 87 amino acids. The record is from RefSeq and is a predicted model, not a curated record. The transcript has a single exon. NCBI's taxonomy places the organism in Eukaryota, Fungi, Ascomycota, Eurotiomycetes, Eurotiales, Aspergillaceae.
CUCAGCAUAGCAUCGGCCGAACCCGUCCAGCAGCGAUCUCUCCUGCGUAAAGGUGACAAAUCAAGGGAUGCAAUGUUAGUCAUUAGUCUCACAAGGAUUGCCAAUAGCAACACCCCUUUCGUUCACUUGUUGCAUAGUAUCGUCGGUCGGCAACAUUGGCAGUCAACAUUGCCUGGCGGAUUUCACCAGUCCGGGACUUCCCCCUGCCAUUGUAGGGGAUUGUAUCAAUUGUCAAACAUGAAAAUGGUCGACACAGCAGCCUUGGCCAUGAGGCUGUCUGCAACAAGUUCUGCAGACGUCAGUGCAUCUCAGUGGCGCGAUCAAGCUUGUGGAUGAUCGGCGCUUAACAUGGCCGGUGAUUUAUGCGGGAGAUUCGAACACUGACAGAAGCAAAUUAGCGGAGUGGCUGACGCUAAAGCACAGCGAGUGCAACUAAGUAAGAACUAUA